Messenger RNA from Protopterus annectens (West African lungfish), 2125 nucleotides. RefSeq names its product spermidine synthase. Gene Ontology annotation, cellular component: cytosol. The record is from RefSeq and is a predicted model, not a curated record. Gene Ontology annotation, biological process: spermidine biosynthetic process. Gene Ontology annotation, molecular function: spermidine synthase activity. NCBI's taxonomy places the organism in Eukaryota, Metazoa, Chordata, Ceratodontiformes, Protopteridae.
UCGAAUAUUGCAGUGUGAUUGGUUAGAGUAGUUUGGCUUUUGAAGCGUCUACAUUUCACGUUUGUGUGAGGCGGGUGGUGGUGGUGUGCUGUCUGUAGUGAGUGUCCGCCGCCCGCCUGGCAUCUUUUCUGCUGUAGUUAGUGAGAUUGAUAACAUGGAUCUUAUCAAGGAUGGUUGGUUCACUGAAAAGUGUGCCCUCUGGCCAGGACAGGCAAUGUCUCUUCAGGUGGAAGAGGUGUUGUAUCAUAAACGUUCCCGGUUUCAGGACGUGCUGGUGUUCCGGAGCAAGACCUAUGGAAAUGUACUGGUGCUUGACGGUGUGAUUCAGUGCACAGAAAGAGAUGAGUUCUCCUACCAAGAAAUGAUCGCUAAUCUACCUCUCUGCAGCCAUCCAAACCCAAAAAAGGUGUUGAUUAUAGGCGGCGGUGAUGGUGGAGUGUUGAGAGAGGUGGUUAAACAUCCUUCUGUUGAAUCUGUGGUCCAAUGUGAAAUCGAUGAGAACACAAGCUUUUCAGAUCCUGUGCAGAAGUUAACUCCAGAAAAGGUUGACGAGAUGCAUUUAAAAUAUUAUAAUUCUGAAGUUCAUCGUGCUGCUUUUGUCUUGCCAGAAUUCUCAAGAAAGGUCUUAUGUGACGCAUAAUGGGAUUUUGCUAUCCUGCAAUUCCUGCCAUUGCCUUCAGUAAUGAAACGAAUGGAAUAUGACCGACCUUCCAGAACACUCAGCUGAUUUCAUACUAACCUUAAGUUUAAUUAUUUCUGUUUUUAUCACUGGGUUGGAAUGUUUUUCAGGAUGGUCAAAGCCCAAGUGUGCAAAAGAAACUGUGUAAGGUUAUUUUAGGUGGUUUGAAAUAUCAUAAAAAACACAAGAAGCAAGAAGUUGUUUGGAAGAUCAUACAUACAAAAAUGUCAGAAGGAUCUUGGGCUAUUCACAAGUAACUGACUUACAGUAAGCACUGUUCUCCUUUGGUUUCAGUCAGCUCUGUUUCCAGAACCCUUUGAAUUUAGAGGAAGAUUUAAAUGUGGCAACAUGUUUUGAAUUGUUAGUAGGAUAUUCUGUGUAUUCACUUUUUCCUGUAAAUGGUCAUAGUUUUUUCUAUUUUAUCACACGUCAGAAAUGUUAACAGGAACAGCACGACUCUGCAGAAAACCUAAUCAAAUACUCCUGGCUGUUUACCUCCUUUUUAAGGACCCAAGCUCAAAUUUGUUAUAGCGUCAUAUCUGAGUGUACUUGGAAGCAGCAAUAUUUGGGCAAUUUCCUUUUUCUACUUGCUGGCUUUAAAAAAAAAAUCAUUCCUCUGAGAAGUGCCAUUAUUGUUGUAGGCUUUUAUUUCUAUUAGGAGACGCAUGUUGUAAAAUACCUUUUCUUUCACAUUGCACUGAACUUGACAAGACUGAGGAUGAACCAUUAAAAAGUGGUGUAACAUUUGGGUUUUGCCACCGUAACAUCAUAUGCAUUGCAGAAAUGCUGACCGUAAAAUGUCAGAGUAUAUUUUGUGUAUGAGCUUAAAUGCUAUCUACUAAAUGCUGUCGCCCUGAGGAGUCUGCUGUCAUGGAACAAACAGAGCUAAAGAGUUUGUAGUCUUAUUUUAUCUAGUCUUAAUUCUGUGUUUUUUAUGUCAGACAUCUGUGUGUGACAGGUUUAUAAGGAAUCCAGGUGAACGUUUCCAAACAGCACACCUACCAAAUGAGCAUAUUGCAUCACCCAUAUUCACGGUUUGGAGUCUCUUGACUUGCCCCUUAAGUUCUACACUGUUUGACCUGUCAAGUCUUGGGUCUGAUCAGGAAUAUUCAAAUUAUGGGCAUUUUUUGGAGCAAGCAUAUCGCCCAGUGACAGAACCACAUGGAAGAAUGGACUUUAGACUGCUGUGUUUUUGCAGUUCUGUAAAUGUACAAUUGUUUUAUUUGGUUAACCUUUAGAAAAUGUCACGCAUAACAGAAUUUUAAAAAGGUCUUUUCUUUUAAUCAGUGGCAUGUCACUAGUCCGCUUUAGGCCAACAUUUUUUUCUGUGUGAUCUAUAGUGCAGAUUUGUGCACACAGAAUAGAGUGCAUCAGAAGUGGUGAGAGAUGUAUAACUAUCCUGUAAAGCUAUGUUCUUAAGUAGAAUAAAUGGCAUAUUUAUAUUUA